AUGGCAUCCCCACAGCCGCCGUACGAGGAUGUACACAAGGCGCGCAACAACCACCGACGCACGCGUUUGAACGCAUUGAGGGCUAUGUCCCUUUCGUCGCAUCUCAACGGGAGCGCCUUCGCGUUGCUCUAUGUCUCCCCCGUCGGCGAGAUCGAGACCUUCUCGACGCCCUCGCUGAGGCCCCACCUCGGUAGCUGGUUCAACAUCAAGGUCCGCAAAGAGGCCAAGCGCUCGGCCAUCAAAUACUUUCGUACCAGAAGACAUAUACAAGGCGAGUUCGCGAUCGCAAACGACUUUCGAGGCGAGUACGACGUCGAGGAACCCGAAGCUCCGACGAAAACGAUCACCGGCAAGCCGAGGUGGCCGCGAUCUCGCACGGCUUCGGCACGCGCGAUCGUCGAAGACGACUGGGGGGGAGAGGAUAGCCCCAUGCUAGGUGCUGAAACGGCCUUGAUCCUGCCUUCUCUUGAACCAAAGCAUGCGACCGAGUCGGGCGCGAACCAGGCUUCUGCGCCGGCGUCAAGAGAGAGGGAAUCCCCGCCAGACGCCGGAAGCGCCGCAAACACUCAUCUGAGGACACCUGGACCCAUGACCAGGCAGAACCGACCCGCACGGUCACCUUCGUCUGCGGGAGCCCGUCCUACCUCCAGCGAAGGCGGCUUUGGCCGAUCCCCGUCCAUGGGUCAGCUUGGCCUGGACGAUAUCGCUGCAACCGGGAGGAGAGAUCUCGAUGCCCAUGGACGACCUACACCACCGCUGUCGACGUCUCCUACUGAGCUUGACGUCACAUUGUCGCAGGCUUCGACCUCUCCUCGCCCUCCACCGUGCCGGCUCGUCCCCACCCUGCUGGACCCGCAGUCGAUCUCGAAAUGGUAUCUAGGCAGAUUCUCGGCGAUUCCCCACGAGCAACAGUACGAGCUUUGUGCAUUGUGGAUACGAGCCCUAGAGCCCGAUCACAAGGUCAAGUUUCCUUACAAGACCAGCGGAUCGACUCUUCAACCAGCGUGGUGGCCUGCAGGGGUGCCACACAAGCCGCCAUCCCGCCUGUCCGAAACAGGUGAGCCAGUGUCGGUGAACAAACCCAUAUAGCCUGGGGCUAACGCUGACCCUGCACAUGUCAUCUACGCAGAGCGAACCCUUCUGCUCGAGGCCAUGAUCCACUCUCAUGAUCGACCGUUGUACCAGCUGGAAGAGAUGACCGCCCAAGAUUCGUUUGCGAUCUCUCUCGAGCUCGACUAUCUGCUUAAUGAUAUCUACAAAGUCGUCAAGCUGCAGAGGCGAGGGCAGAAUAAUGUCGAAGGUAAGGGUCGACGCUUAUCAUGCUAGAGCAGGAUUUUGAAACCGUAACUCAUGCUCUCUGCACAUUUCCUCACCCGCAGGAGCGCUAUUCCCUGCCUUUAGUGUGGAGGUCCUCCCCCUCGACUCGGAGGUCCUCGAUUUCGUGGCUGGCGCUUUAACCGUUGUGCCGGAGGAGGAACCCGGUCGCCCGACAGGUGACGCCAACACGAAUGUGCUUGCCUCCCCCAUCAAGCCGAAUGAGAAGAGCUCUACGGGAGGAUCCAAAGGAUCACGACACCGGUCCCGCAGUUCGCUCUCCUCCGCGCCAUCAACAUCCGCGACCACCGUCUUCGGAGCGUCACCAGCACCGCGGGCGCGGACCUUCGCGCAUCCCUACGCCUUGUCGCGAUCCACCAGCGUUCAGGACGUCGGCAUAAACGGCCUGUCGCUUGCGACAGGGUCCCAACCGCUCUUGCGCAGUCACUCUAUCAAUGGCCCUGGAACUUCUCUGGACGAUGCGAUGGCCAACAGGGAUCGCGGCAUUGCGUCCAGUAUGGCCUCGCGAGCCCAUCGAACACCUGGUCCAAAGCAAGCCUCCGAUAUUGGCAACAUUCGUACUUUGGAGCGUCCUUCGACAGCGACGACAUCCGCUGCCUUGCAGCGCGCACUCGAGAACGGGCUGGACGAUCAAGACGACGCAGCGCUCAAGUCGCCGUCUGAUGGCGCGAGUGCCUCGCGGCGUUCCCACCACCGCGAGCCGGCGUUCGCCUCCCCCGCUAUGAUCAAAUCUGCCAGCCGGAACAUGGUCUUUGAUUCCAUACCGGAAGCUGGCGGGAUGGCCCCUUCGCCCUCUCGUAGUGCACCUGUGGCAAUAGUCAAGAAGCCAGCUGCGUCGAAGCCCCUCUCUCGCCAAGGCUCUCGCGCCUCGGCGGCGAAGAAGGACCGAGUACGCGCUUCGGCCCCCAAGCCGAUUACAAUACACCCGGCUCAUCAGCUGGGAGAGCUCGCUGUCGAAAUAGCUGGCGCGGACUAUCCCACCCCGACGUACUCUACACCGUCGCACAUGGCCCGGUCGCAGUCCGCAAGGCAGGCCUUCCAGCAGGCUCCCGAGCCCUCGCAGCAGGCCAUGUCCCAUCCUCACUCGUCGCAAUUCCCGCAAUCGGCACAAUUCCAAUCGUCGCAUCUCGAAACCCCCACCCAGUACGGGCAGCCGCGUUACACGAUCCCUCAUCCUCAACAACACCAAGUCAUGCACCCCGGCAUGCAGUACGGGGAGUACGAAGAACAAAGAACGGCGCGCCAGCCCCUGCCCGCUCAGCAAGCGCCGAACACCUUUGUCGUGCCCGUUCCCGAGGAUCCCAACGCGCGGACGCACCAUCAGAUUGGCUACUCGCCGCGAGAAGCGAAUCGUUCUCAGAUGCGACACAAUCAGGGCCAAGCCGGACAGCAAGCACACUGCAUUGGGACGCCGGGCUCGCAGUACUUCGAGGCUCAGGCGGGACGAUCGCAAGGUCAGCCCGUCCAGCAAGACGCCGAAGGCUCUCGCUUCCAACACCACUCGCCCUACUUCAAUGUUCGCAUGGUCAAUCAACAAACCUAUCCAACUCAGCCCACGCACUAUUACCACAGCGAAGCGCCAAACCAAGCCGACACGGUGCAGUACACCGGCGGUGCCAUGGGCGUGAACGAUUACUCGCAAUGGCCUGUACAUCAGCAGUCGGCCGUUGGAUUAGGACUGGAUGAAUUCCCCGGUACCACUUGGGACGGCGCGAUGUAUGAUACUCAGGCCAUGCAGGGCAUGAUGCAGCAACAGCAAACGAUGCAGUACGGUUUAUGA
Molecule: messenger RNA, 3115 nt
Organism: Microbotryum saponariae
Lineage: Eukaryota; Fungi; Basidiomycota; Microbotryomycetes; Microbotryales; Microbotryaceae
Source: the annotation of a GenBank genome assembly